AUGCGGGCCCCACUCGGAGGCGGCGCUCAGUCCGCGGCCGAGAUGCUGCUGCCGCUGCUGCUGGUCGGGCUCCUGCUGCCCGCGGCGCUGGGGGCCGCUCCGGGGAUCGGGGCGCUGCGGGAGCUGGACGCCGGCCUGGACCCUGCGGCCCUGAAGGCGGCUCGCUUCGCCCUGGAGAGCUACGGCCGGGCAGCGGAGCAGCGCGGGGGGCCGGCCCGGCUGGGGGCCAUCCGGCGGGCGCAGGCCCAGGUGGUGAAUGGGAUCAAGUACUAUCUGGAUGUGACCCUGCUGAAGUCACCGUGCAGCCAGCAUGGAUUCACAAACCAGGAUGCUGCCAUCUGUGAAAAUUCAGUGGAACCAGAGCAAAUAGUGGAGGCCACUUAUUGUUGA
This is a messenger RNA of Gopherus evgoodei (Goodes thornscrub tortoise), 390 nucleotides long. RefSeq names its product bitiscystatin-like. Lineage: Eukaryota; Metazoa; Chordata; Testudines; Testudinidae. The transcript is spliced from 3 exons. The record is from RefSeq and is a predicted model, not a curated record. Bases 1 to 390 code for a protein of 129 amino acids. Gene Ontology annotation, molecular function: cysteine-type endopeptidase inhibitor activity.